This is a messenger RNA of Nematocida ausubeli, 1569 nucleotides long. RefSeq lists its product as uncharacterized. Bases 1 to 1569 code for a protein of 522 amino acids. NCBI's taxonomy places the organism in Eukaryota, Fungi, Microsporidia. The record is from RefSeq and is a predicted model, not a curated record. The transcript has a single exon.
AUGUUUUUCAUGAAUAUUCUGCGGACUAUAAAGAGUAUUGGAAGUGGUCUGAUUUUUACAACAGAAACCGAGCUGCUUUCCACAGAGGUGUACACCUCGUAUCUAGGGUACUACAAAAGUAAGCCCUGCACGGUGUUUAAAUACAAAAACGGCUACGCAAAAAAAGUAGAAGAAGCCUAUCCGUUAUUAAAGUAUGUGCAGGAUGUUCUUCAUAUCAUGCCGGAGGUAAUUGCGUACCAAAAGCACGGGAGCUAUUUUUAUAUUAUCACAGCAAGAAUACUGCCACUUGCCUCCCAAGAAGAAAUAUCUGCAAAGAAACACCAAUACGAACUCUUCAACCAGUUCAUAUCAACGAACAUCUCUAUAAUCAAUGACUCGCUAAUUAAAAAGAACAGUAUUAUCUUGGAGUCUGUCACGAAUAUGGGAAGGUCCCAGAGUGCUCCAAGUGACAGUGCUCUAUUAGAGGGAAUUGACUAUGCAGACAUAUACUAUGAUGCAGACUGCAGUACAAAAGCUAUGGUGUUUCCUGCAUUCAGAGACAAAAACACUGUUAAAAACACCCCAAACGUGAUAAAUGCGCUGCAUGCUCUGCUGGGGAAGGAGACAUACGCAGACAUAUACAAUAUGCUUGCAAGCCAUGCAGAGGAGCUCCCAGACUAUUACAUCCAGUAUAUAAUGACAGUAUUUCUGGCACACUUUCAAGAAAAAGACUACAAGAUCAAGGAUGUGGAUGCUGUCCUUACGCAGUUAUUCAAAGACCAGAGCAAAAAGCGUGAAGACACAGCAACUAGUUCGCUAUACUAUAUAGUAUCAAGCAUAUUUCUCUUUAGUGCAACAUCUAUGCAUAAAAAUAUAGAAAAGCAAAACAACACUUCUUUAUUAUACAUCCAGGUGGUAUUCUUCAGCAAGAAUUUGUACGAUUUGUCGAUGGCAGACAUAAAUGACCUAUUCUUGUUCCUGAAUAAGAACAUGGCACGCUUUAAAAAGAUGCGGAUGCAGAUAAUUGAGAUGCUAUUUGAUGCAUUGGCUGUGCUUAGCUCGAACAAUAAAAUGCUGUUUAUACAGCUGCUAAUGAAAGAGGUGCCAGCAAGUGAUAUUUCUGUGCACAUCAAAAGACAUAUGAAGACGUUGAUUGAGAUUGAUAAUGUGUUCAACCUUCUUAUCCUCCUUCUAAACAUACAAUGCACCAUCAACUAUAAACUGGGUCUUCACCUUUUGACCACAAACAUUAGCAGAAUUGAAAUUGAAGGCAUCCAGGAAAUCAUUCCUAUUCUAAGCAGAAGAUGCACAGAGGAGGAAACAAUUAGAGAGACCAUCUCAACGCUUAGGUUUAUUGUGGAGUACAUGGAAAGUAACAUAAAUGAGAUCAAAAACGGAAAAUGGAAGCUUUUAAAGUCGAAAAAAAUUAAGAACCAAAAGCAAAUGAAGUCAGCAGAAAGAGAGGCUGAGUGGAAAAGAAAAAACAAAGAGCACAUAAACGAGAAAAAAGAAGUUCUUGCUCAGAUCAGAAAAGAAGUAAAGAAAGGGCCAAAUUCAAGCAAUAGAACCUGGGAAAAUGAUGAUUGGUAG